Caenorhabditis briggsae is the source of this 555-nucleotide messenger RNA. It is a transcript of the gene Cbr-unc-46, whose product is annotated as Protein CBR-UNC-46. NCBI's taxonomy places the organism in Eukaryota, Metazoa, Nematoda, Chromadorea, Rhabditida, Rhabditidae. The record is from RefSeq and is a predicted model, not a curated record. The coding region runs from base 1 to 555 and encodes 184 amino acids. The transcript is spliced from 5 exons.
AUGAGCGUCACAUUUCAAGUUGAAAUAUUGAACGAGCAGAAUAACAACAGUGUUCCAAUUGAUUUCCAUCUUCCGUCUGGUGUUAUUAAAGGAAAAUGUGCGGCUGAUCGGAAAAGCGAGGCAGUGAUUUCUUCUACCAUUGAGGAAGCAGACGGAAGACUCAAAACGCUGAAAUUUGUAUUUCGCACGGAAGAGAUGCGAGUCAAGCGUGUUGACGAGUUGAGAUGGAUACUGAACAAAGUGGUUUAUGUCGAAAAGUUUGCAGGAAGUUCUGCGGUCUUCGAAUCUGAUAACUCCUCGGUUAUUUUCUCGGCUCCUCUGACUCAAAAAUACGUUUGCGAGGAUCGUAUCAAUGUGACUCUUCACAUCUAUCUCUGCGAGCGGACUAGAAAACGAACACUUUCGGAAUCUCUCCAACACCGUUCAACCGUUUUUUGUGGCGUCGUUUUGGCGAUUUCCUCUAUCGCCCAUAUUGUUGGUCACAUGCUUCGUCGCCAUUUCAUGCCCCAUCGAAAAGAGCUUUAUGAGAAUUUGGACAGACUUCCAGCCAUCUAG